This is a messenger RNA of Mizuhopecten yessoensis (Yesso scallop), 5592 nucleotides long. RefSeq names its product protein FAM124A-like. NCBI's taxonomy places the organism in Eukaryota, Metazoa, Mollusca, Bivalvia, Pectinida, Pectinidae. The transcript is spliced from 3 exons. The annotation marks the transcript as partial. The record is from RefSeq and is a predicted model, not a curated record.
CAUAUAUCCUCUAAACGGAAGGGUGCGGGCUAUCGUAGCGGGUCAAGACGUGGCAGUCUGUCCGCUUCUGCUUCCAACUCGUCUAAUGAUGGGAGCAGUAUAUCGUCAAUUGGGUCUCUGCGUUCAGAAACGGAAAGCGAGAACAUCAGUCUGUCUGGAAACUCGGAUAUAGACUCCAUCAUGCUCAGCGACCCCUACCGGAUGACAGUUCACUUUCUUGCGGACGCGCACGAGAUUUAUCCAAUGAUGGAUAUGUAUCAACCAGUGAUUGAUUGGGUUGAUCCAGAUUUGCAUAUAUUUAAAAUAUCUGAGAGGACAGAUUUUAGUGACGGCGACAACCAAUCAUUUUCUAUGCAAACGUCUUACUUGCCAAGCGUCUCUCUGAUGGUGUUUCUUCACGAGGAAGGCAUGUUGGGAUGCGAACGGAUCCAAAACGCCAAAAAACAUUUUGAGAAAUCCCCGUGGAAAUUUCACCAUUCGGAGGAAGUUUCUCGUGGGCGGGUUAACCCUUACCCUUACAACAGUCAAGACUUUUACUACACCUCAGAGGACCUUCCGCUCUGGGCGGUGAGACAGGUACAUUAUGGGAAGGAACAUAUACGGGUGGUUGUGUUUGCAAGUGAGGACAACUGGAAUGAUAUGGUUCAGUUUUACAAACUAAUAAUAGGAACAGAACCGGAUCUGAACCGAAACGACUUCUGUUUAUUUACAAUUCAUACGCAUUUGAACUACGAUGUGCAGUUCGCACUGAAGAAGAUACAAUCCGAUAUAAAGCCUCGCGCAUUAGACUGUGUUAAGCUGCAAUUCAGGGUCUCGGAUGUGGGGCACAUUGUGCCGUUGUUUCCAAACGUUUGUAAACCCCUGUCGGACACUAGAUGGCAGACGACAGACCACGAUGGAAAUGUGAUAGUGUUGGAGGUGACGGGGUGCAACCCGUCACCUUCGGAAAAAGCCAGUCAUGUGUCUCGACACAGUUCGGACAGGUCAAACCGAUCUGAUCAGUCAGGCAGGCUAUCACAUAGGUCUGACCAAUCAGACAGACUGUCACGUAGGUCCGACCAAUCAGACAGUUUGUCACAUAGGUCUGACCAAUCAGAUCGGUCGUCACAUAGAUCCGACCAAUCGGACAGAUCAUCACAAAACUCGUUGAAUUCAGGAAAUUCUGACAGGACAGUUCAAUUAUCUAGUUUCUAUGUAUGAUAUAUUUAUGUUUAUGUCAGUGUUAUGUCUCUGGUAUUACAAACAGGUAACGAACAUAAUUCAGAUUCAAUAUUUAUGACAGAGUAUAUAUCUGCCUGUACCCAGGUUCUGGGAUAUGAAAAUAUAUAGAGUCUAAGUCAAAAUUUGAAUGUUCAGGAAAACCUCAUUUUGUUGCCAACAUUUGUCCAGGAAAACUUCGUCAUUAUCAGGGUAUUGGCGAUAAAUCGAGGGAGACGAAAUGUGUUUAAAUGGAUAUUUACGAUAAUAGUUAAAAUAUCGACUCGAAAUAUGCUGGCAUAUGAAACGAUGAGCAAUGUAUCGAGGUUUUACGGUUGUAACGCUACUUAUCAAAAUAUGAAUCUACAUGCAUAAUUGUCUCGUAUUGUUUUACGGCCCAUCGAUAAUUUAAAUAAUUUAAACCCAAUUAAUGAUUCAAAGGCCUGGUGUACCUGGCUAAAGUUGACAAGGGAACAAUACAAUGUUUUUCUAAUAUCAUACGAACGAACGGCAGUUUAUACCGUUAUUGUCUCUUUGUUAACCACGAAACAUCACUGUUGUUUCAUCUUCUCGCUCUCUGUGUACUUACUUUACUCAUUCACCCCUGAAAUUUUAUGAUGAACUAGUCCUACCUUUGAUUUGGAAGAGUUCAGAUUUGUCUUCAGGGAUGAAUGAGCCAUUCAAUCACUUUCUGUAAGAACAAAUUUUGGAAAUUUGCCUGAUAAAACAAAAUAUCAUACCUCUAAUUAAAUAGAAACCCUCGAGGUGAUAUUGGGUAAUAUGUUGUUUAUCUAGUGAUAUUUUAAGCAACCGUUGUAUAAUUUAGGUACAUAUUCAAAAUCUUCAUUCCUUUUUCUCUAGAUAUUGACAUAUCAAUGUAACAAAAAAAAGGAUGAACUAGUUUUAUAUAUGUAUAUAAUGAAUUGCCAAAAGCAGAUCUAAUCAGAUAGCACUAUAAAGGUUAGAGGCAAAACUCAACGUGACGUAUCUCAGUUUGGCGCUGAUGUACUGGAACAACCUGAAGGCCUUUUACAAUAAUGAUCAUUUAUCUGUAGAUGGCGAAGUCAAAUAAAUAAAUGGAUGUCGUCUUCAAUUUUAUCUGUUUUUGGCAUCAUUUUUGUGUUCAAAAGUUUAAAGGUAAAGUUGGCGCCAACCUAACCUGUCAAUCAAGUUUAUCAUGUUUUCAAAUGACGGACUUCUUAACUUUUAGUUGCUUUAAAACAAAACGAGUGAGUCAGACCGCGUAAUUUAUCAAUAAAUGAAGACGUGAAAUUUAAAUGAUAUUGUUUUUAUCAGUAAUCGCGGGCUUCCAGCGUUUCUGGUCUGAUUGAAUAGAACAAAUUACACAUUAUAAAUCACUGACUUGAAACUUAAAUAAGCUUACAGUAUAAACAAAAAUAUAUCUGGUUAUACCAUUAACGUACAUAAACAAUGACAAUUUAAUUACUUAACAGUCUUGAUCUUCCAGAUAUUAAUCAACUAACAAUGGAUAGGACACAAAAUUACCGAAACAUGUUGUAUACACUAUUUCUCACGAGCCGUUAGACAGCGACAGUUCUGUCGGCUGAUACAAGCUAAAGGCGCCACUUAGUACGAGAACUAACCAAUGUCCCUUCCCAUAUCUUGUCCCAAAUAUCUUACAUCUGAUUAUAGAGCCUCCAGACGCGUGUCUUUACCUUUUAUCACAAAAAUCACUGUGUCACUGACUUUGAAAAGGUGUGUACUCUGUGUUGAUCGUGUCGAUAUAAUAUUAUAUCAAUUUAAUCCUAAGAACUGUCUCUACCACUAAAAGGAAUAGUAUCUUCAAUGUUUUUGUAAUACAUAUAUAACGCUACAACAAAUGCAUCUAUUAAAGGAUUGUCUUUUGUCCUUUCAUUUGUUCGGGCUUUUGCAUCAGUACGAACAGUUGAAUGAUAGGUGUCUUUGUCAUAGAGUUAUAACUGUUUAUCUUUUAGCCAGAUACAAACCCUCGUGUCACACUAUACAAAUCGUUCGAUAGCGUUUCGAGCCACCCAUGUAUACACUUUAAGCCAAGAUGGAAAACGAUAAUAAAUCAAUGUUAAGAUGUAAAUUAAUUCUUGAUUUAGACGUCAAUGACAAGAUUCAAAUACAAAAACGAUCUUAUCUUUAGGACGGAAAUAGAAAAAAUGAAUUCCAUAUUGAAAUUUAUAUCACCACAAAUACAUGUUAUGGGUGACAUCUAUUUUAAUUUCUAUCUGCCACCAUCCUCUGAAAAUAGACUUCUGUUAUGGUUCGUGACGCCAUUCCGAUAUCGACCUUUAUCAUAUCCAUUAAAUGUAAUUUUGUGGUCCAUAAAUUUUCAGUUUCCAGUUGAACAUGUACCGUGUAACGACCCUUGCCAAGGGAAGCCUGACCCAUAUUUCACUAUUCCACCACUUCAUCGUGUUCGGAUUGGUUUUUAUAUUUCUUGAAUGGAUGAGGAGGAACAGCGUAUCUAGCGACUCGUUCCAGUGACCACGGAGAGGGUCUGUCAGUCAUAAAAUAAAAUAAAAAAAGCUUUGGACGACAUUUGAGAUAUAUUGAAUUAAAAUGGGAUCUGGUCUAGUUACGAAGAAAAUUACAAUCUUUAAAUAUGAGUGUAAUGAAAUCGUGAUUGAAGGAAGGUGCGCAAAUACAUUACCUUAAUAGGACCGAAUUAUUUCAAAAUAACCGAUCCGUAAUGGCGUUUUGAUAGAAUAAAACACAUGCAUGGCUAUUAGUUUACGUUAUUUUAUUUAGUCAUCACAUUGACUUGAAAUACGAUUCCUUUCUCCGAGCUCAAUAGGAAAAGUAAUAAAACUAUUUGGGUGAAACAGAACAGUAAUUGGCUGGCAGCUGGAUGCGGGGUGAGGAAAUAACAAAAUACAGUGGGAUGUGUCUAUUUCAGACAGUGAAGUGUGCCAAGCACCUGCUAGCUAUAGCUAAUUUACAUAUAUGUGAAAAUUCAGGUAAAAAUACGCAUUUAAUACGACUAUUUAUUUUAAUCAAGUAAUAAUACCGGUAUUAAGCAAUAAAUUAUAAAACAGUCUGUAGACAGUUGUAUCUUUUAAACACACGUUCAUGAUUAAAUACAAAUAGACGUUACAUCCUUCUAUGGUACAUAACCUUAAACAUGGAAGUAAAUCUCAUUCGUUUUUUCAUCUAUUACUGUACAGCUUUAAUUUUUUGUGUGGCUCUAAUUUUCACUAUUUCAAUGGUGAUUAUGUUUCUGCGACAACUUUCAGUGAAAUGUUUUUAUCAUAUCCGAGAACUUUCACGAACUCAUCAAUUUACAAUAACCAAAUCAAAUCGCAAUAUCUCGGCCUAUUCCGUCAAAGCUCGGAAUCAAACUUUUGAUUCCGAGCCUUUCCAGAAUUUGCCGAGUUAUUGCAUUUGCAUUGAACCGCGAAAAGAUGAUCCGUCGAAUUGCAAGUUUUAUAUGAUGUGUAAAGUGUUAACAAUUUGUAGUAAUGCAUUAAUCUCAUUUAAUUUGAUUAAUUUAUCAACAUCACUUGUGUCACGUUUUCCCUAUCAACCUCAGUGUGAAUUAAACAUGACCCGAGUAGUCUGCCCCUGAUCUAGUUGGCCAGCUGUAUUCGAGAGUAUACACCCAGUGCAAUAUAUCCAACCCAACGAACGGAUCGACAAUAUGUCUGAUACAACAAAUAGGUAAUUAUAUAUCUAGAUAUAUAUACAUAUGUAACCUUUUACAGUCACCUGAUUUAUAUUGAUAAAAAUAUACAAAGUUUGCUGUCGAAAGCUUUUAAUUCUUAAAGAGAAGCAAAGAUCAUAUCAAAUUGAACACAUUUUUUAACUGGUACAAAUCAUUUGGGUUGGAUUUCAAAUCGGCAGUAUCAUUCAAUGACGUUGGAUAUAGGUUUGGAAUAUACACUGUAUCAGAUAACGUUGAAACUGCAAUGAUUGUGAAGAACAAAUCAUUAUUGCAAUGUCUAUGGCAGAGACUUCAGUCAGCAAGACUCUGCUACACAUACCUCAUCUGUAGUUAAACAUAAACGGUAGCAAUGCACUGUUCCACUUUAAAUUUUAUAAUAUGAAAGGUUCUGAAGAAAAACUACAAAACAGUUCAAAGAAUUGCACCUGUAACAUUUAUGAAAAUGUUAUUUGUUGACAACUCCAGAAUCCAGGUAUAUCGAUUCCGAUAUCAGACUCCCUUAUUUUCUUAAUUGAGAAAUUGCCAAAGGUGAUGAGUUUGAAGAUAAAAGUAGUCCAGUGUCAGUAUAUGAAAUGUUCAAAAUAAUUAGUAAAAUGAAUCAUUGAAAUUUGUAUAUGAACUCCAUUAUGUCAAUGGGAGAAUGUGGAGAUAUCAGGCUAUUAUUUCACAGGUGGAAGAUUAUAAGUAUUACAUAUUUAUUUAGACUGUCACUUGUUUAUUGAUAAAUGUAUGUUUGUUUUGCA